UCUUCUUUAACCCCUCCCCCCUCUCGCCGCGCGCGCCGCCGCGGCCGCGCGGGGCGCAAAGUCUGCGAGGAGCACGAGGCCGCGCAGAGUAUUCUAGAGAAAGUCGCCGCCCCACUUGGCCCACGCGAUCGUUGCAGAGGUUGAUCACUCGAGGUCGAGGGCGAUCGAUGAUGGAGCAGGAGGACGCGAGGAGGAAGAUGGCGGCGGCGGCGGGGGAGCGGGGGCAGGUGGUGGUGCUGGAGUGCGUGGCGGGGAGCUCCAAGGCGGAGGAGUGGGGCGGCGGCGGAGGGGUGGUGCAGGAAGGGGACGUGGUGGAGGCGGUCCGGGUGGGGCGCGGCGGCGGCCCCGGCCCCGGCGCCGCGGUGCUGGAGGCGCCGUUCAAGGGGGGGCGCGCCGCGCUGCACAAGGCGAUGCACGCCGCGUUCAAGCGCGGGGACACCUCCGUCGAGGUGCGCGUCCGCGGAGGCAGCGAGCUGCAGGCCUGCAUCCUCCCUCACUCCGGCGGCGGCGGCGGCGGCGGAGGCGGUGGCGGAGGCGGAGGAGGAGGCGGCGGCGGAGGUGGGAAUAAGCAGUACGUGCUGCGUUCCCUGCACGACCCCAACUACGUUCUUGGCUUCGUCGACCGCCUCGAAAGCGAGUGCCUCUUGUUGCAAGGCACUAGGAGCACAAGAGUGGCAUCAGCCCUGAGCAGGGCACAACUUCAGGAUGGUUAUGUUGCAUACCCAUGGGAGAAGAAGAUGCGUGACUCGUUGCGCAUGCCCAACUCCAGCAGCUACCUCUCGAUGCUCGUCCUCCCCAAAGCUCUGGACCUGAAUUCAUGUCGAUACGAGUCCUUUGAGGACACCCUUGCCCGUGCCAACGCGUGGAUCUACUCCUCGCAGGUCUCAGGAAUCCCCAUCGAGUUCAUGAAUGUGCAGAGUGAGGCUCUUCUCACCAAGAUAUCUGGAGAGACAGCGUCUGCAACUGUUAACUCAGGUUCUUUGUCUGAUCUGUCUAACGUCACGAAUGCGACCCUGUAUGGUUUUGAGGAUUACCAUGGGGUAGAUAUUGGGGUGGUGAAAGCAGCCCGACUUUGGUACAGCUCCAUAGCAGAAGAGAUGCCGCUGGAGAUUCCACUUGAAGAAGGUGACACGAGGCUAGGAUUCGCCAUCAGCCGUACUGAAGAGGGUUUUAUCUUCAUAUCUUCAGUGGUUGACAAUGACAAGGACAAUGAGGCGCCAUCGACACGGUCAGGGCUCCGCGAUCUGUUCAACCAGGCAAGGGAGGCAUCAAAACUGCUAGUUAUCUCAAGGGUGUCCAAUGAGAAGGUCCUUCCCUGGAUGAUCUCCAGCUCAGGAGCGAUCCGCUGCUUCGACACCAUCUCCCUCAGCCAAAAGCUUUCCUUGCACCGCCUUGCGGUGCGCCCCAUCCAGCUCCACCUGCUCAUGUGGGAGAAACCUAGUGGUCCUGUAGAAAGGAUCAUUCGCUCUCCGAAACUUCCCCCACAAUCUGAGCUACCUCAAGUACCCUGGAAUCUAAUUGAGAGCAUUGAACCUAGAGUAGAUGUUGAUGAGGACUAUGUGGGGGAUUUGUCAUUUCGGAUUGAUGAUCUUUCAGUGGGAACCAGCUGGGUGUGAUCCUUUCAUGCUGCAAGCUUCUAAUGUGCAUAUGUAUGUCUUCAUUUACAUAGUUCUCUUGGGCAGUAUGCUCAGUUUUGUUCCAUUUAAGUGUAGAAGCCUGGCUAGAAAUGUCCAGAGCCUUACUAGGUUUCUGGAUAUACCAAGGGCGAGGCUUUCAUAACAUCUGAAACAUUAUGUUGUGAUGCAAUGUUUUUGUUGAUCAUAGCAUACCAUUGGAGGAAUACAUAAGCAUUUCAAUAAUUAUCUAAGGAUUAUCCCAAUUAUGGGCCUGUUAAGUUACUCCCAAA
Messenger RNA from Oryza sativa Japonica Group (Japanese rice), 1906 nucleotides. RefSeq lists its product as uncharacterized. The record is from RefSeq and is a predicted model, not a curated record. NCBI's taxonomy places the organism in Eukaryota, Viridiplantae, Streptophyta, Magnoliopsida, Poales, Poaceae.